AAAUAAGUUAACAACAUAUCAAAAAAUGGGUUCAAUCUGUUGUAAUACUAAAUUCUAGAGUUCUUCAUACGGUAAGAUGAUUAUUUAAUCUGUAAAGAAUUGUGCUUAGAAUAAGGAUAGAGUACACUGAUGCUACAGAAAUAGAGUGUUUCAUAAUAAGAAUAAAGUUAGAUGGUAGCUCCUCUUCCAUUAGGUAAGGAAUCGCAGACACCUACAAAACUAGAAAUGAUGAAAAAAUAGAUUCAAUUAUUAUAAUUGGAGUCUAUCAAAGCAGAAAGUGAUUUAAUUGAUAGGGAAGAAAAUACACCAAAUGGUGAUAUUAAUCUAAUAAGAAAAAUAUCAAUUGAUUGUGAAUUACAGAAUAUAAAUAAUAAAGAAAUCAGAAGUCCUAAUCAUUAAGAAACGAAUUUACUACAAUUAAGUCCAAUAUAGUCAGAUUCUGCUUUUAAUUUACCUUAGCAAUCUCCAUCUCCUUUGAAAAAAAAUAAUAGAAAAGAAUCCUUAGGAGUAGAAUAAUAUAAUAAUAAUACAACUUUUACUUCUCCUCGUAUUUAUACUACAAGUAGAUAACUUUAAGAUUCUAGUAGUAGUCCAACUAAAAAAUCUAUAGGUUCUAUGAAUUCUUUGACUUUUAAAAUGGGCGUAGAGUUAUUUGUUAAUUUGAAGAAGGGUUCAAUAAACAAAGUCUAUGCAUUUGGUUAAGUACUUGGAUAAGGAGCAUUUGGAAAAGUAUGGAAAGUCACUCAUAAAACAACUGGUAGGUUAUCAAAUUUAAUUUAGGUUUAAUAAGAGCGAUGAAAUAAAUAAAAAAAUCUGAAUUAAUUAAAGAGGAUGAAUAAAAAUUAUUUUAAGAAAUGCAUAUAUUAAAAAAUCUUGACCAUCCUCAUAUUGUCAAACUAUAUGAAUUAUAUCAAGAUCAAAAUAAUUAUUACAUGAUUACUGAAUAUUUAUCUGGAGGAGAAUUAUUUGAGAGAAUUAAGAAAAUGUAAAUUUUUACAGAAAAAAGAGCAAGUGAACUAAUUCGAUAAAUAUUACUUGCAGUUAAUUAUUGUCAUGAAUAAAAAAUUGUUCAUAGGGAUUUAAAGCCAGAAAAUAUUCUUUUUUCAGGUCCUGAACCUGAUCAAAAUCUUAAAAUUAUUGAUUUUGGAUGUUCUCGUAGAUUUAAUACAUCGAAAAUGACAAAAAGACUAGGCACUGUAUAAAUUAAUAAUUAUUAAAGCCUUUUUAUAUCGCUCCUGAAGUUUUAGGACAUAAUUAUACAGAAAAAUGUGAUAUUUGGUCAUGUGGAGUUAUUUUAUAUAUUCUAUUAUGUGGAUAUCCUCCAUUUACAGGAAAAACUGAAUAAGAAAUAUUUGACAAAGUUAAAUUGGGCAGAGUAAAAUUUCCAAGUAUUUAUUUUAAUAAUAAUUUAGAUGAGGAAUGGGAAUUUAUAUCAAAAGAGGCUAAACAUUUAAUUUAAAAAAUGAUAUCAAUUGAUGUUAAUCUCAGAUAUUCUGCAUCUUAAGUUUUAAAUGAUCCUUGGUUUUAAAAACACACAACUAAUUAAUCCAUAAAUAAAAAAGUGUUAGAUAAUUUAUCUCAAUUUUAAGCAACCAGUGAAUUUAGAACUGCUAUUGUUUAAUAUAUAAUAUCUUAAAUGACUAAUCAUAAAGAGAUUGAAGAUUUAUAACAUACAUUUUAAUCUUUAGAUUCAAAUAGAGAUGGAGUGCUUAGUAAAGAAGAACUUAUUUAAGGAUAUAAAAGAAUAAUGAAGAAUUAAGAGUAAGCUGAAUUAUAAGCUGAAAGAAUAUUAGAAGAAAUUGAUAAAAAUCUAUCCGGAUAAAUUGAUUAUAGCGGUAUAUUAAUCUUUUAAACAUAGAAUUCAUAAUGGCUUCUAUCAAUCAAACUAAAAUCCUUUCUUAAAAAAAAAUUGAAUAAGCAUUUCGCAUAUUUGAUUUAGAUGGUGACGGAUAUAUAACAAAACAAGAAUUAGAAGAUGUUAUGGGCACAUUAAAUCAAGAUGUUUGGCAAUUAUUUCUAUAAGAAACAGAUCAUAAUAAGGAUGGAAAAAUUUCGUAUUAAGAAUUUCUCAAACUAUUCUCAAAAUGA
Molecule: messenger RNA, 2088 nt
Organism: Paramecium sonneborni
Lineage: Eukaryota; Ciliophora; Oligohymenophorea; Peniculida; Parameciidae
Source: the annotation of a GenBank genome assembly